AUGGCUGAACAAGUCACUCAUUUAAAGGGCAGUUGGGGAUAUGCAACAAAGCUGGCCAGCCAGCAACAUCCACAUCCUUAUUUCAACAACUCUUUCUCCUCAGAGUUAAACCUUGCAGGAAAUUACCUGAAACAGCUCCCCGAUGAAGUUAAAUCCUUGACGCACUUGACAAGCAUUAACCUGGCAAGGAACAAAUUCUCAGUUUUCCCCCAACAGCUAACUGAACUGACAGCAUUGGAAACGAUUAACCUGGAGGGGAAUCAGAUUGCUGAGAUACCAGUUGAGAGACUUGCCUCUAUGCCCUCCCUCAAGUCACUGAAUAUGAAAUCCAAUCCUUUGAGCAGUGAUAACCAGACAACUGAGCAGAGUGUAUUAAAGUUUGAAUUACUGCUAGCAGAUGAAUAAAUAGUUACGUGGAACAGAGAUUGGAGCUUGUUUGGAGUGAACAAUACCAUUGGGUCAAGGAAUUGCUCCCUGGAAAACGGGAAAGCAGCUGGCAAAAUGUGGCAUUUUACCAGGAAAUGCAGCUGUGCCAAUCCAGAAAUCUGCCUUCAAAGAUUGAUUGGAUGGUUCAAACAAAUCAGUGUAAAUUGAGUGGUGGUUACACUUAAGUCUUCUGGAGCCUUGUUUAUUGUGGCAGCUUUGGUUUUCUCUUCAGAUAAAGCAAUUAAAAUUCUGCAUACACAGUC
Rhincodon typus (whale shark) is the source of this 689-nucleotide messenger RNA. RefSeq names its product leucine-rich repeat-containing protein 20. The transcript is spliced from 3 exons. NCBI's taxonomy places the organism in Eukaryota, Metazoa, Chordata, Chondrichthyes, Orectolobiformes, Rhincodontidae. Bases 1 to 405 code for a protein of 134 amino acids. Gene Ontology annotation, molecular function: protein binding. The record is from RefSeq and is a predicted model, not a curated record.